AUGACAAUAGUGGCAAUUUUUGUUGUGAUUAUGGACGUAUUGAAAUAUUGUUUUGGUAUUGAUCCAACUCGAAAAGAACUGAAACGAAUUCAACGAGAAAAACAAGCGAAAAAACGUAAACCUGUUAUUCAAAGAUUUGUUUAUGUCAAUGCACCACCGUCAGCAGUACCAUUAUCUGAACAACCAAUUUCGGCUAUUGAUGAGACAGUUGUUUAG
This is a messenger RNA of Rotaria sordida, 216 nucleotides long. The record is from the annotation of a GenBank genome assembly. Lineage: Eukaryota; Metazoa; Rotifera; Eurotatoria; Philodinida; Philodinidae.